AUGGAGGUCCAUGCUGUGCUGCCUGAAGAGCGAGCAAGAGAUGAACAAGGGAAUAUCCUUCCGUGGGGAUACCGAUAUCUAGAUUCUUCUCGAAACCCUCGCCUUCCUCCCGAAGAGUCUGGCCCUUUCGGCAAGAAUCGUACUACAAGAUAUACUGGCUCAAGAUCUUCAAGGACGAGGACUGGCACCACUCCCGUGCGACAAAAAGAGAAUCCCACCGUGGCAGAAUUUGGGCGACUCUUUGCCAAAGAACAAAAAGAGGAAGAAGAACGGCAGUCAAAGAACACCCUACCAAGUACAAGCUCUGGAGAUGUGCCGAAGCCUCUUGCACCUCCGGAAGGUGUCGCGACAGAAUGCCUCAUCUAUGGAUAUGCCUCCAAAGCAUCAGAGUGGAAAGUGCUGUCCAAAUAUGAGCGCAUCGUUGCGCCCUCAUACAUAUGCGAAGACUACCCAAGAGACGACCCGAACCUCGCUCUGACGUCUUCCAAUGUAUUUUCAAACUCUGUCGUCGUGCAUAGAAAGCUCACCAAAGACGCUCUGCGUAAAAGCCGCGUCUACAAAGGAGGCAACCACUGGAUCAAAGUAACUUUCGACACCUACCAAGCAGCCGAACGAGCAUGCUUCUACUCCCCACAGGAAAUCGAAGACCACCUUGUCUUCUGCGAGAUGUGGCAGGGUCGACCUCCAUUCUCAGACACGCCCCUUAUUAAAGGCAGCCACCCAGCCAACGAGCACCAGCGAAACGCAAACGCCAAACUCCGCACCCUCACCACCUCGCAAACCACCAGCUUUCUCCAACCAGGCGUCGAAUCAGCAAUCGCCGGUUUUGAGCGCGCCACACAAACCCUCCCCCGCUCCUUCACAGCCCAAGACGUCCAAUACGGUCAACCCCAACCGCCAGUAACAACCCGAGACGACACCUCCAUCCCUUCCCCACAAUCCCAAUCCUCAACAACCGCCUCUUCAGCAACAGCAACGGCCAUCGACGCCCCUCCUUCCCAGCCCCAACAACAACUCUCCUCCUCUCUACACCCAACCUCAACCCUCCGCUCCCGCUCUGUCCCCUCCCUCCCGACCACACUUCAAACCCCCCACUCUCCCUCCUCAUCAUCCAGAGAAUACAUGACCGCGAUCCCCACCGUCCGCAAAGCCGUCCUGCGCCCAAUCUCCGAGGCCCUCCUCCCCCAACCCACCCUCACAACCCGCAUCCUCCGCCACAUCCCCAUUCUAUCCUGGUUCGUCGCCAGCAGCAGCAAGGCUAUCGGUGGCCAGGACUGGAUCGGAGACGGCCCCGUACUGACCGAGGAUGGGAAGUGGGACGAGGAGAGGAACGGAUGUGAGUUCUGUUAG
This is a messenger RNA of Endocarpon pusillum Z07020, 1350 nucleotides long. RefSeq lists its product as uncharacterized. The transcript has 2 exons. Lineage: Eukaryota; Fungi; Ascomycota; Eurotiomycetes; Verrucariales; Verrucariaceae. The record is from RefSeq and is a predicted model, not a curated record. The coding region runs from base 1 to 1350 and encodes 449 amino acids.